GAGAAAACUGCUGUCUGAUGCUGCCACAGGGAACAGGAGCAGCAUCAACAACGCUGUCCCUAGGAACUGGAAGGCGUCUGUGGAGCGGGCCCCUCUCAAGCAUCCUGGCACCGCUUCGUGUUCUGGCCCCAACUGGAGCUUCAGUUCUGACAGAAACUCGCCCAAACCCCCAAACCUCCACUCUCCACCUUCCGGGACUGUUAAUUCAAGCGGUUUUUGUAGCAAAAAAAAUCAGACGUUUGAUAGCUUGGAUUCCUCUUGCUCUUCAAAGCGAAGUGUUGAGGAGAUCGCCCGCCCCAAAACUGCGGCACUGCCUUCUCCCAGGGUGAACGGCGGAGCGGGAGCUUCCCCGCGGCUCUGUGCUGAGGCGUCCUUCAGCAGCGGCUGGCGUGGAGCAGCAGGGGAGAGGCCUCUCACCAGCACGGCCCUGCGAGGUGGGAGCAGAGCUGCUGCUGACUUCCCUGCAGGACACAGCCUGGGUGUGAACGACACAGACCUGGACCUUGAUCAUUUUGAUCUCGAUGAUUUCGAUGAGGACUGGGACAACCCAGUGGCUGUUUCAGCACCCGAGGCGCCGUCGUAUCGCCCCAUCAGGGAAGGGCUGCCUGCCUUAUCGCUGCUGUCCAAGAUCGUGUCCAGAGCCAAAGGAUCUGCUGUCGUACCAAAUCCUGCUGCUCCGAAAUCAGGCUUCCCGAUGGCAACAAAGAACCGCUCAGAGCCGCCGGUUAACAACCCUGCGCUGGAGCGCUUCAGGGGUAUGAAAUUCUCCCAUUCUGAAGAGAUGACGAAUGUGUUUCACAAGAAGUUUGGCCUGCACUACUUCCGGACCAACCAGCUGGAGGCCAUCAACGCCGCUCUCCUGGGCGAAGACUGCUUCGUCUUGAUGCCCACUGGAGGUGGCAAGAGCUUGUGCUACCAGUUACCAGCGUGUGUCUCUGCUGGGGUCACCAUCGUCAUCUCUCCGCUGAGGUCGCUGAUCAUCGAUCAGGUUCAGAAGCUGAAGACUCUGGAUAUUGCUGCAACCUAUCUGACUGGUGACAGAACCGAUUCUGAUGCUUCAAAAAUCUACAUGCAACUGUCAAAAAAAGAUCCCGUCAUAAAGCUCCUGUAUGUUACCCCCGAGAAGGUCUGUGCAAGCGGCCGACUGGUGUCAGCCCUGGAAAACCUCUACGACAGGAAACUGCUGGCGCGUUUCGUCAUUGAUGAGGCUCACUGCGUCAGCCAGUGGGGCCACGACUUCCGCCCAGACUACAAGCGACUGAACAUGCUCCGCAAGAAGUUUCACUCGGUUCCCAUGAUGGCCCUCACUGCCACUGCCACCCCCCGCGUGCAGAAGGACAUUCAGAACCAGCUGGAGAUGCUGAAGCCGCAGGUGUUUACAAUGAGCUUCAACAGGCAUAACCUGAAAUAUGAUGUGCUGCCCAAGAAGCCAAAGAAGGUGGCCAUGGAUUGCUUGGAGUGGAUUAAAAAAUACCAUCCCCAUGACUCUGGGAUCAUUUAUUGCCUUUCACGCCACGAAUGUGACACGACAGCAGCUAUUCUGCAGAAGGAAGGACUUGCUGCGCUCGCCUAUCACGCUGGCCUCACCGACUCCAACAGAGAUCUCGUACAAAAGAAGUGGGUUAAUCAGGAAGGAUGCCAGGUUAUAUGUGCAACAAUUGCCUUUGGCAUGGGGAUCGAUAAACCCGAUGUGCGCUACGUUAUCCACGCCUCCCUCCCUAAAUCAAUUGAGGGGUACUACCAGGAAUCGGGCAGAGCUGGGCGAGACGGCGAGAUGUCUCACUGCCUGCUCUUCUACAGCUACAGCGACGUCACCAGGCUGCGCAGGCUGAUACUGAUGGAGAAAGAUGGCAACAGCCACACAAGGCAGACGCACUUCAACAACCUGUACAGCAUGGUUCAUUACUGCGAGAACGUCGUCGACUGCCGGAGAAUUCAGCUUCUGGCCUACUUCGGGGAGACCAAUUUUAAUCCCACCUUCUGCAAAGAUCACCCAGAAGUCAUCUGCGAUAACUGCAGUAGAAACAAGGAUUACAAAUCAAGAAACGUAACGGAUGAAGUGAAGGGCAUCGUGAGAUUCGUACGAGAGCACUGUGGACAGAGGGGACGAGGGAACGCAAAGACAAAUGGGGGUUCUGGGAGGUACACGUUGAACAUGAUGGUGGACAUCUUCCUAGGUACGAAGAGCGCCAAGAUCCAGUCUGGAAUCUUUGGGAAGGGAGCUGCCUACUCGAGGCACAACGUGGAAAGGCUGUUCAGAAAGCUGGUGUUGGACAAGAUUCUGGAUGAAGAUCUGUACAUCACUGCUAACGACCAAGCAGUGGCAUACGUCAUCCUGGGAGAGAAAGCUCAGGCUGUGCUCGAUGGAUCGCUACAGGUGGAGUUCCACGAAACGGAAAGCGCCAGCUCCAUCAGAAAGCAAAGGGCUUCCGUGGCAAAGAUGUCACAGCGGGAAGAGAUGGUGAAGAAGUGCCUGGGGGAGCUUACGGACACGUGCAAAAUGCUGGGGAAAGUCUUUGAUGUGCAUUACUUCAACAUUUUCAGUACCUCCACUCUGAAGAAAAUAGCAGAAACCUUGUCGUCUGACGCCGAGGUUUUGCUGCAGAUUGAUGGUGUCACGGAGGACAAACUGGAAAAAUACGGCGCAGAGAUCAUUAAAGUGAUGGAUAAGUACUCGGAGUGGACCACACCAGAGGAUGCUGCCUGCCAAAGCGCGGACACGGCUGUGGGAAGCAAUGGCACACCCGAGAGCGAGGAGGAAGCAGAGGAUGCAGUUACGACCUCAAGCUAUUUUGGCAAUAACCAAAACCAAAGGAGGAAAAGGAAAAGGCCGCCAAACGCCAGAGAAGCCAAGAGGAAAAAGACGAGUUUCGGUGGCAGCCAGCAGUUUCAUCCCAAAGGGUACGUUUACAGGCGCCCCAGGAGGCCGGGGAGCACCAAGGCUCCAUCCUCAGCUGCCUGCAGGUCGGCAUCCAGCGGCCUUGGUGCCACCCAAGGGGCUGCUGCGCGCCUGGGGAUCAUGGCACCGCCCAAACCCAAAAACAGGCACUUCCUUCAGCCGUCCUAUUCCGUACUGUAA
This is a messenger RNA of Mesitornis unicolor (brown roatelo), 3079 nucleotides long. RefSeq names its product Bloom syndrome, RecQ helicase-like (gene BLM). Gene Ontology annotation, biological process: telomere maintenance; DNA replication; double-strand break repair via homologous recombination. The record is from RefSeq and is a predicted model, not a curated record. NCBI's taxonomy places the organism in Eukaryota, Metazoa, Chordata, Aves, Mesitornithiformes, Mesitornithidae. Gene Ontology annotation, molecular function: ATP binding; four-way junction helicase activity; 3'-5' DNA helicase activity. Gene Ontology annotation, cellular component: nucleus; cytoplasm; chromosome. The transcript is spliced from 16 exons. The annotation marks the transcript as partial.